GCAAUGACAGGUCCCCUUCACUCGAUCCUCCACGAUCCUCUCGAUGGAAUCUAGAUCAACGAUGACUAAGAAUCAAGGGAACGGAUCUUGCAACGAGACACACGGAAGAGCGUCCUUAACCGGUGGAAACAAACGCGAUACCGGAGACAUCAUGCUCCAACGUGUGUCCACCGUACAACGGAAUAUCACCGCUCAAAAUAACAGCCGGCCUUUGCAAGAGGACAACUGGCAGGUAAACGGUGUCCAGACGGCGCGAUUAAAGUGCAACUCAUUGGCAAAGGGCAAUAGUUGCCCCGUGAACCAAUACAGCCUCGUCGCCUCUAGGGGGGAUCUCGCUCGAAAUAACUGCACCGCGAGAGAGACGCCGGCGCCGUGCAUCGUUGACAAGAGGAGCAAGCCGACCGUGAACGCGAGUACUCGCGCAAAACAUCGGGACAACUUGUCUCUGAAAGGAGACAUCCCCUGCGAGAGGCUCGCCAAACACGCGGAAGGAUCGACGGAUUUCAGGAAAGCUCAACGGCCUAUAAGAAAAUCGUUCUCGGUACCCGAUUAUCUGAGAGAAGGUCUUUCGACAACGCGGAAGAUCGGGCGAGGACCGGGCGAGGAGAGCAUUCUGAAAAAGUCUUCCGCGUUUCUGUCCAAUUUCACCCAUCCGGCGAACAAAAUUAGAGAGAGGAAAUUGAGCAAGCAGAAUAAUUGUUGCAACGAGGCGAGCUCGGCAAGGUAUCCGAGUUUGAGAGGUUAUCUCUCGUUGUUGAACAACGAUCUCGAUCCGUUUCAACGCGCCCCGACCGUGCAAACGUUGCUGGUCGAGCGAAGGAAGACGAACGGUGUAAAGAAAUCGGUGUCCUUCAGUUCGGACACGAGCUUCGAGGAGAAACGGGCACCUUACAAAAGAGCCGCCGUCCACGAGGCCAAGGUGUAUCACAAGGGUGUUCUGCAAGAUCGUAGCGUGCGCGAGGUGGAUAUCGUCACGAAAGUGCCGUCCUCGUGGGAAGUAACCUCCGAGGGCCCAGCGGCCCUUCUGAGGGCAGCAAGAGAUGCCGACGAUGGAGUCCUCAAUGAGAUCGCAGUUCAAGUGCGAAAAUUUGGAUUUGGAAGCAUGGACGUCAAUAUGGCUGAUAGCAGCGGCAGGACCGCCAUCAGCUACAUGGCUGGAAACGGUGCCUCGACGAUGUUGGAGCUAGCGCUCUCGUUCGAAAGGGCGGAUCCGAAUAUCCCCGACAACGAGGGCAACACGCCAUUGCAUUUCGCCGCGCAAGCCGGGCAAACGGAAUGUUUGAACAUACUCCUUCAAAGGUGUCCGGACAUCGAGGUGGACGCGAGGAACGCGUCGGGUUUUACACCGUUGAUGAAGGCAGCCCUUCAAGGAAGGACUAAAUGCGCCAAAAUUUUGUUAUUCGCCGGCGCGAAUCCGACAUUGAGAGAUCACGGGAGAGGAUUGAGAGCGGAACAAUGGGCCAGAUUUUGUGGGAGGUACGUGUGCGCUGAAGUGAUCGAAAGGUUCGCUAGGCAUCGACUUCUUGAAAGAUCAACUUCUUGUCGGUGGGGUAGUGAACCUGAACUGGCAGCAAAAGUAUUACAAGGAAAGGUCGUGCCAGUUCCUACUACACCCUUGUCGUCGUCAUCUUCGGGGCUCAAAUCAAAAAUAAGAAAAGUUUUUCGCACAACAUCUGGACCAGACAGAAGUUUUUCUCUGGUCUCGCAAUUAACUAGCGCUGCCCUUUGCGCGAGUAGCCCCGCUUUACCAAAAUCCAGCGACGUUCCUCCUGUUGUUAAAAGUCUUCUUCGACCAUUGAGCGUUCCACAAUUAAGGUAACGAUGAUAUUUAUCUCAAAUAUUUCAUUUUACGAAUUAGANNACAAAUAUGGGUCAAAUUUCACAGAGAAAAUCGAGAAUACGGUAGGAAAACCAUCACGGUCAAAAAAGAAAAAUAAAUAAAUUGGUAAAUUUGCAUUCGUGAGCCGAUUUGUCAAUAAACGCGCGCAAGCGUGAAAAAUCGCGACGUUUCUCUCUCGAAAAAAAAA
Apis dorsata (giant honeybee) is the source of this 2027-nucleotide messenger RNA. RefSeq lists its product as uncharacterized. Lineage: Eukaryota; Metazoa; Arthropoda; Insecta; Hymenoptera; Apidae. The coding region runs from base 44 to 1819 and encodes 591 amino acids. The record is from RefSeq and is a predicted model, not a curated record. The transcript is spliced from 9 exons. Gene Ontology annotation, molecular function: protein binding.